Mus musculus (house mouse) is the source of this 5114-nucleotide messenger RNA. It is a transcript of the gene Zmynd11, whose product is annotated as zinc finger, MYND domain containing 11. Gene Ontology annotation, molecular function: double-stranded DNA binding; DNA binding; zinc ion binding. The transcript has 5 exons. Gene Ontology annotation, biological process: defense response to virus; negative regulation of JNK cascade; regulation of transcription elongation by RNA polymerase II. The coding region runs from base 2402 to 3358 and encodes 318 amino acids. Gene Ontology annotation, cellular component: chromosome; nucleus; nucleoplasm. The record is from RefSeq and is a predicted model, not a curated record. NCBI's taxonomy places the organism in Eukaryota, Metazoa, Chordata, Mammalia, Rodentia, Muridae.
UCACCACCAGAGGUAAUUCACAGCUUGUGCAGUAGCCAGAGCUGAGCUCAUGAAUGUGUGGGUGGCUGUUCUAGGGACAGGAGCGCCAUGUUUGUUUCACAUUCACACAUGCCUGUAGCUAGUAAUAACUUAUGUAAGUUUUCAGUAUUGUUGUAAAAGAGAAUUUCAGUGGGAUGCUUUGUUCUCAGGUGUAGAGCAAACUUGUGCUGAAAUUGAACCCAUCAUGCAGGGCAUGGGAGGGUCCUCACAGCCGCUUCACACUGUAAAGAUGCACAGGUAUUGAGUCUUCUCCAUGACCCCAGUAACAGGCAGAACCAAUCAAUUCAGGAUUGUACGGAUGGAGAUGGACAGCACACAUUGGCUCCACUCCAAGGCAUGAGUUCGAAAAGCCUAAACAGUUACAUAUGUGGAAUGCAUAAAAUGUGUAUAUUCUAAACAAAGAAGUUGGCCCUAAAAUUACUUCACAAUAUUUCAUAAAAGAUACCAAUCUGCAGGAUGACACACAUAAUUCUCACUAUGAAUUAAGGCCCUAACAAUAUUGAACAUUUUAAAAUUAAGAUGUUAACAGGAUUCUCCUCUAAGUCUCGUUGCAAUUAGUUUGGAUUAGAAAAGUGAAUUUAACUUUUGAGAAUUCCCAUUGGAGAGCAUGGAUAAAGCCAGAAAAGGUUCUAAAAGUGGAGUCACAGUAAAGUCAGCUGUCUGAACAUCUCCUUAGGGCUGGCUUGGUGUCUUGGGCCGAGGUCAGUAAUGCAUGAGAGGCUUCAGAACAAAGGACCGUGUUUUCUCCUGUGCUUUGUCUUAUGUCCCUGUGAGUACUCCAAGUGUCUUGUGUUGUCACUAAGUACUUGGAGAAGUACUUAGGAGACAGAAACUAAUGUCAUUAUAAUGAACGACUUCACUACCGAGUGAACAUUUUAGCUUUGAUGAAGAGGUAAAUUUUAGCAUUACAAGCUUCACACAUCAUAUCGAGUUGGUUUCAGGUUCUCACAGAGGGACACUGUGCAUAUUCCAGUGGAAUCAGUCAGUGUGUCCAAGUCUCUGCACUGACUUCUGUCAUCCAGACACAUUGGCCGGGCUCUCCUCAUACAAAGAUAGGAAGAAUGGUCAGACCUCUCAAUAGACCUGACACUCUACCAUGUAGUACAGAAUCCUUGAUCUGGAUAGAACAUGUAUGGCUGCUUAGAACACACAGUAAAAAGUCCAUCUUAUGAAGAGUAUUUAAUGUAUUGAAAAUAAACAGAUUGUAAUUGUGAAUUCAUACCAAAAGAAUACGUUUCACAAGAAGGCGCUAGUUGCUAGUUUUCAGGAAUGUGUUUUUGAUAGAAUAUUGUAUUACUCAUAGGAGGCAGAAAACGUAAAGUGAAUGAUUUUGGACUCCCUCCUCUCUAGACUGUGAAGCUGACUUAGGAAAGCCAACUGUCGCCUGACACAUGGGGUCUGUUGUAGUGGGUUUUUCUAGGAUCUGUAAGAUGUCAGUUGCUUUGUACCAGUCAGCUUCCUUAAGGCAGCCAGACCUUUUUGCUAUAAAUUGCUAGAGAUGGCAUAACCCCAACUGGGAGCCUGCAAGAAAGAUGUUCAAUCAUUUUGGGUCCUUUGUAGUAAGUCCCAGAAUCAGUUUAUACAUUGUUUUUACUAUAGUAGCCUUAAAUUGUUGGGUGUCUGUUCUUUUUAUUUUUAUUUUUCCUAUAGCUCUGAGUACCCAGUGUUAAUUUAACCUGCAACUUAUACGUGGAAGUGUUUUAAAUUAGGUUGAGAAUGCAAGGGAAGGAUCAUCCAUCCUGGUAGGUGACCAGACCACUGCACACCUUAACACUGAAUCCUCACAGAAGCUGGCCACUAGUGUACUUUGGUGACUGUCCCUAUUCAACAGGAGCUCAUGACUUCCAUAGUCAUGAUCACCUUUACCUCCUGACACCUCUUUAGCUCAGUUAUAAAGGCAGAGACACCACGUCUCAGGAACAUAUAUCACCUCCUUCUAGUCAGCAGGCCAUCAGUGUGUGUGUGUGUGUGUGUGUGUGCACUUUGAAGUGGUUCCAUAAUGCUGAUCAGCAUGUAACAGGAUGGGUCCUGCAAGCUUACGUUAUCUAAGACAAUAGGUAGUACUUUUUUAAAAUGUGAACAAUGGCAAGCUGAGCUGACAAAGGGGACAGUGAUCAAGUCAGUGUGUCCUGGGAACUGGCUCCUCACCUCCUGUCUACUGGCUCAGAGUUUGUCAAGCCCUGAGUGUCAGCCGUUGUCAUGCUGCUCUUUACAGUAGGCAGAGUCCACACCAUGAGCUUAAACCUCCCAGCACCAUGGGGUUUCUAACUACACCUCCCAAUCCUUCCACAGAGCCUGGAUUCCUUCUGAAAACAUCCAGGAUAUCACGGUCAAUGUUCACCGACUGCACGUGAAGCGCAGCAUGGGCUGGAAGAAGGCCUGUGACGAGCUGGAACUGCAUCAGCGCUUCCUCCGUGAAGGAAGGUUCUGGAAGUCUAAGAAUGAGGACCGAGGUGAGGAAGAGGCAGAAUCCAGUAUCUCCUCCACCAGUAACGAGCAGCUGAAGGUCACUCAAGAGCCAAGAGCAAAGAAAGGACGACGUAAUCAGAGUGUGGAGCCCAAAAAGGAAGUAAGUUGCCCGCCUCACAGUGUCCAGGUGGCAAUCGAAAGAGGAAAGAGUCUCAAAGUACGCUCAAGACAGUCAAGUAAUAUCCGUCAAGUUAAGGCCCAGUCUCCCGACUCCUGUCGUUGUGGACUGCUGCUCGACCAGCACGCCAGUGCACAGUCUCCGUCCCCAGAACCCGAGCCAGAAACGGAAGCAGUGAGUUCCAGCCAGGAAAUCCCCACAAUGCCUCAGCCAAUUGAGAGGGUGUCAGUGUCAACCCAGACCAAGAAGUUAAGUGCCUCUUCCCCACGAAUGCUGCAUCGAAGCACUCAGACGACGAGCGACGGCGUCUGUCAGAGCAUGUGCCACGACAAGUACACCAAAAUUUUUAAUGACUUUAAAGACAGGAUGAAGUCGGACCACAAGCGGGAAACAGAGAGAGUGGUCCGUGAAGCGCUGGAAAAGUUGCGUUCUGAAAUGGAAGAAGAAAAAAGACAGGCCGUGAACAAAGCUGUGGCCAGCCUGCAGGGCGACAUGGACAGAAAGGGUAAGCAGCUGAAGGAGAAGUGCAAGGAAGAGUUUGUAGAGGAGAUCAAGAAGCUAGCGGCGCAGCACAAGCAGCUCAUUUCCCAGACCAAGAAGAAGCAGUGGUGCUACAACUGUGAGGAGGAGGCCAUGUACCACUGCUGCUGGAACACGUCCUACUGCUCCAUCAAGUGCCAGCAGGAGCACUGGCACGCAGAGCACAAGCGCACCUGCCGCCGGAAGAGAUGAGCCUGCCGCCACCCUCACACGCAGCGGUUUUUGUUCCCAAGAAGCCAAAAUUGUUUAGAAUUUGCUUCCCAUUUUGCACCAGCCUUUAAACACUUUUCGUGGUGAAAUUUUGCACAGUAGUUUAAAUCUUUUGUUAAUGCUCCUCCGGCAUUUUUCGGGGGCUGAAGUAACAUCAAUGGAGGGUACUACUCUAAAUAAAUCUAAUUGCGGAUUUGUUGCAUUUUCAGCAAAUUUUAAAACAUUUUUAGGUUUUACAGAAAUUUUAACCUUUAAACAACAAAUCUUAAAAAAACAACGACAGGUGAAUAAGAGAGAGUCUAACAGAGACAGAACGGAGCUGAAUGUAAGAGCGGAUGCUUCAGAACAGACUACCUGGCCGUGACCUUGCUGAGCUGGUUUUGGGCAGCUUGCUUACUGCCUACAGGCCUUGCCUGGGGCUGUGCUGGCGGCAUGUGAUUGAAUAUAGGGAACAGGGUUCACACAGCAGGGCUAGCCCUGCGGAUUUUUUCUUAAAUAUUUCCCAAUUGUGUUUUCAUUAUUUCUUUUCAAUAUAUAACUUUUAUAACAAAUUAUUAGCUUUGAUCUUGUAGUUUAAAAUUGCAGGGAAACUGGGGUAAUCUUUUACUGAGCUGGAUCUUAGAGAAAAAUGAAUAUUUAAAUUUUAAAGUUUGCACAUUUCAUCUUUGUCCUGACAUGAGUGCUUGUAACAAAAUCAGCAGCAAAAACAAAAAUCAAAAGCCAAAAACUACCUGUACUCAGAACACGGAAUUACAGCUGAGGCAUACGAGUUUAUAACUGAGUCCCCUCCCACCUUCCCUCCCCAGUGCCACCCUAACCCACCCUGUGUCUCCUACUCAGAGGGAGAGAGCACUUGCGUGUCACACACUGCUACUAACAAAUCCCUGACUGUACACAGUGAGAAUGCAUGCUCCGUUCCUUGUAUUAAAGAUGCCGUGAUUUGUACAAAGUCCGUAUUCUGCGGGGUGUCUGCUUAAGCAGCGUUACUGGUAGGAAUGGAUCGAUAGUUGAAUAACAUUUUUUAUACAUAGAUAUAUAAAAGACAACCAGGAAAAUUAAAUUUCUUUAAAACUAUCUCACCAAUUGUUUUUUUUUCUCCUCCAAGACUCAUCACAGACCGAACCAAAUUCCUACUUUAUCCUUUAGUUAUUUUUUGAGGUUAGAGAAAUAAUUUGUAAAUAUUUAUUUAGACCUUUGAUAUUUAUUAAAGCAAUUACUCAAAACAGAAGUGAAAGAGUCGGGAGAAAAGCCUUUAAGACAGUUUUCCCCGGUUCAUCAGGGUCACUCUAAAGAUGAAAGGAAGGAGCCGUCUGUGAGGCCUCCUCCACGCAGUGCCGGUGCUACUGCAGACGGCGUAACUACUGCCACACACGCGCACGGGGCGAGCUCUUUUGUAAAACCAACCGUAGCCCAGGAGCUCCCUCGGGUUAUACAGGAACUGCAAUAGCUUACAGGCACCACCGCCCCCUCCUCGCUGCCGUGUACCAUCACUGCUGCUGCGCUGCCCGAACAAGGACACUUGACGGUCUUUGAUUGUUUUCAGACGUUGAUCCACCCCUGUGAGAGCAAGUUAUUGUGGGAAUAUUUUUGGUGUAAAAUCAUUCCAGAGUAUGUACUAUUUACCUGAUAGCUGCAUGAACGUGAGGUCCCUGUUACUUUGGCUUCUUGUCUCUGUCGACACGGCUGCACAUUUCCAAGUAACUACAGUGUGAAAACUGUGUGUUUUAAAAAAAAACAA